CAUGUAUGCAAAUCCUUCCUAUUGUUUGAAAAUCAUUUUUCUCUACUCUCUGUUAGAAUAAGUAGUUUGGGAACCAUUGACAAGAACAUGAUCAAUUUGAGGAGGAUGUUGAGGCAACAAUGGCCUCUUUCAGCGUCCUUUGGCUUCUUUUGCAGUCUAUGCUGUCUCAGCUGCUUCUGGUUUCAAGUGUCCAUGGCUCAAAAUGCUACUACCGAUCCAUCUGAAGUGGAGGCGUUGACCUCAAUAUUCCGGCAAUGGGACAUGCUAGCCCUGACCAUCCGUGGAGGAGAGCCAUGCAUUGGAUUUGCCAUCAAUGGAAGCGAGUUUGAAAACCAAGAGAAUAAUCCAGCCGUCAGUUGUGACUGUACCUAUGACAAAAAUACUACCUGCCACAUUACCAAACUUCGAGUUCAUGCUCUGAACAAACGAGGGAUGUUUCCAAAAGAAUUUGAAGCUUUAAGAUAUCUGGCCGUUUUGAAACUUGAUAAGAACUAUUUCACCGGUCCCCUACCAGCAUUCAUCGGCAAUAUGUCUGCGUUGAUAGUAUUGUCAAUUGCCCACAAUUCAUUCUCUGGGCCCAUCCCGAAGGAGCUUGGAAACCUUAAGGAGCUAGCUAUGCUGUCCCUUGGAUCAAAUGAUUUCUCCGGAACACUCCCUCCAGAACUUGGUAAUUUAGUCAAUCUCGGGCUAUUUUACAUGGACAGCUGUGGACUCGGUGGUGAAAUUCCUUCAACAUUUGCUAAGCUCAUCAACAUGCAAGUCUUCUGGGCACAAGACAAUCCUUUAUCAGGAAAGAUACCUUCUUUCAUUGGAAAUUGGAGAAAACUAACUUUUUUGAGAUUUCAAGGGAACUCUUUUGAAGGCCCAAUACCAACCAGUUUUUCUCAACUGACUUCAUUGGAAUCUCUGCGAAUCAGUGAUAUAUCUAAUGUGAGCUCGUCUCUUGAUUUCAUAAAAAAUUUGAAGAACUUGACUGAUUUAGUUCUACGGAAUACAUUAAUCAAUGGUAGCAUCCCUACUGAGUUUGGAGAAUAUCAACGUUUACAGAUACUGGAUCUGGGUUUCAACAAUUUAACAGGCGAACUCCCAAGUUCUUUGUUCAACAUGAGUUCUCUUAAAUAUUUAUUUCUUGGAAACAAUAGUUUGUCUGGACCUCUUCCAAGCCAAAAGAGCAAUCAACUUCAGACUAUAGAUUUGUCUUACAACUAUUUCUCAGGAAGCUUUCCCCCAUGGGUAACCACAAUAUUGCAACUUCUUCCUGGAUUGAAUUGCCUCCAGAGGAAUUUUCCAUGCAAUCAAAAUACACCACGAUGCUCAGAUCUUACACCAACUACUCCGGGAAAGAAGAGCAGGAUUGGGUUGAUAGUUGGUAUUGCAGUCCCUGUCGGAGUAGUGAUCUUGCUAUUAUUAUUUGCAGUUUUAUAUAUGCGGAGAAAAACAUCAGAAAAAUAUGACGAUGAAGAUCUUCUAGGAUUAGGCCCCCGACCAAAUACUUUCAGUUAUGCUGAGUUGAGAGCUGCAACAGAAGAUUUUAAUCCUUCAAAUAAGCUAGGAGAGGGAGGAUAUGGACCUGUUUAUAAGGGUACACUAUCUGAUGGGAGGGUAGUGGCUGUGAAGCAACUUUCAGUGGCAUCUCACCAAGGGAAGAGUCAAUUUGUAACUGAGAUUGCUACGAUAUCUGCAGUCCAACAUCGCAAUCUAGUGAAAUUGUAUGGAUGCUGCAUUGAAGGAACCCAGCGCAUUUUGGUUUAUGAGCAUCUUGAUAACAAGAGCCUUGAUCAGGCACUUUUUGGAAGAAAUGACUUGCACCUUGACUGGCCUACCCGCUUCAAUAUAUUGUUGGGAACAGCAAGAGGACUUGCUUACCUUCAUGAGGAGUCAAGGCCCAGGAUUGUACAUCGAGAUGUCAAAGCCAGUAAUAUUUUGCUCGAUGCAAAACUCUCCCCAAAAAUAUCAGAUUUUGGAUUGGCAAAGCUUUAUGAUGAUGAAAAAACCCACAUUAGCACCCGGGUUGCAGGGACAAUAGGUUAUUUGGCACCGGAGUAUGCAAUGCGUGGACAUCUGACAGAAAAGGCUGAUGUUUUCGGUUUUGGGGUUGUUGCUUUGGAGAUCAUCAGCGGGAGACCAAAUUCUGACAACAAUUUGGAUCUUGAGAAGAUUUAUCUUCUUGAAUGGGCAUGGACUCUACAUGAAAAGGACCAGAGUCUGGGGCUGGUGGAUCCGAGAUUGACGAAGUUUGAUGAAAGUGACGCAACUAGAUUGAUAAAAGCAGCUCUCCUCUGCACUCAGGCUUCACCGAUGAUGAGGCCAUCGAUGUCACGUGUGGUGGCAAUGCUUUCUGGAGAUAUUGAAGCAAGCACUGUUAUGUCAAAGCCAAGUUAUUUGACAGAUUGGGAUUUCAAAGAUGUAACCACAAGUAGCUUUUUGGUGGAUGGUGAUACCUCAUCAACUGAGACAACCCUAUCAACCAUGUCAUCUUCAUGUUAAGCAUUCACAGCAGGUUGGGAUGUAUGAAUUCCUUUGUACUUUUAAAUUCCAUCAUUUGCUUUAUUAUUACUUAGCAUAUGUCUACAUGGUGUUACAAAAAUCACAAAAAUCAUAACAUAUGACAUGUCACGGUGUUACUGUUACAUCGAAUAAUUUCUUCUUAUAUUGGUAUUUUUUUGUUUGUUGA
This is a messenger RNA of Prunus mume (Japanese apricot), 2674 nucleotides long. NCBI's taxonomy places the organism in Eukaryota, Viridiplantae, Streptophyta, Magnoliopsida, Rosales, Rosaceae. The record is from RefSeq and is a predicted model, not a curated record.